AUCCCAAAAUCCAAGCUUAGCACCGUGUCGACUCAUUGCUCAACUUAUUCUCUCCCACCAUGUCCGCGAUAUACGUCGACGACUCUGCUGGAAACGACGACACGGGGAAGGGUACCGCGGAGGCCCCAUACCAAUCACUCGCAUUCGCAAUCUUCACACACGGACCGGAGGCGAAGCUACUUGCUCGCAAGGAUCCAAGCGCGUCGUAUGAGGAACCUACGCAGUCUGCACUGAAGAAGGCAAAGAAGGGCGCCGACGGGCUAGAGAAGAAACGGAAGAGGGCAGAGGAGCUGGCGGAGCGGGAGGCGAAGGAGAAGUCAGAUAGACAGAAGGUGCUCGAGGAGAGCAAGAAGAUAGUCCUGACAGAAGACACUGCCCUACCCGCUGCUGUGAAGUCUAAAAUCGGGAGCCUCACGCCCCUCCGCUCAAAGCGUGUCCGCGUCUCGGGUUGGGUGCACCGCUCGCGCGAUCAGAACAAGAUCAUCUUCGUCGUCCUGCGGGACGGGACGGGCUACCUGCAAUGCGUGCUCUCCGGGAAGGUGGCGCAGACAUACGACGCCCUCACGCUCACGCUCGAAUCGACUGUCGAGCUCGUUGGCACGCUGCAGCCAGUGCCGGAGGGGAAGACCGCGCCGGGCGGACACGAGUUGAUCGUGGACUACUGGAGGGUCCUUGGGGCGUCCCCCGGUGGCGAGGACGCGUUUACCAACCGACUGAACGAGAAAUCGGACCCCUCGAUUCUUUCCGACCUCAGGCAUCUCGUCAUUCGCGGCGAGACUGCUUCCGCCGUGCUCAAGCUGCGAGCAGCGCUGCUGAACUCGUUCCGUCAGUCGCUUGUGUCGCGUGACCUUGUGGAGGUGACCCCGCCAUGCAUGGUGCAGACGCAGGUCGAGGGCGGCGCGACACUUUUCAAGUUUGACUACUAUGGCCAGCCUGCGUUCUUGACGCAGAGCUCGCAGCUCUACUUGGAGACGUGUCUCCCGUCGCUUGGGGAUGUUUUCUGCGUGCAGGAGAGCUUCAGGGCUGAGAACAGCCAUACUCGUCGCCAUUUGAGCGAAUACACACAUCUUGAAGCAGAGCUGGCGUUCAUCACGUUCGAUGACCUCAUGGACCACAUCGAAGGCAUUAUCUGCGACACCGUAGAUCGUCUACUCGCAGAGCCAUCCACGGCAGCGCUCAUCAAGCAGCUUAACCCGAACUUCACCGCACCCGCGCGACCAUUCCGACGCCUCUCGUACGUCGAUGCGAUCGCAUGGCUGAACGAGCACGGCAUCCAGCACGAGGCGGAGGACGCCGAGGGGAACGCCAUCCGCGAUGACACCGGCAACCCGAAGAUGGUCGACCACCAGGUUGGCGACGAUAUCGCGGAGGCGGCGGAGCGGAGGAUGACGGACAUCCUCGGCACGCCCGUGUUCCUGUACGGCUUCCCCGCGGAGCUGAAGGCGUUCUACAUGAAGAAGAUCCCGGGUACUGGCGGAGACGGGGGACCGGUGUGCACGGAGAGCUGCGACCUAUUGAUGCCGGGUGUGGGUGAGAUCGUGGGUGGGUCGAUGAGGAUUGCGGAUAUGGAGGAGCUUUUGGGGGCGUACAAGCGCGAAGGCAUCGACCCGGCGCCGUAUUACUGGUUUACGGACCAGCGCAAGUACGGUACUUGCGAGCACGGAGGAUAUGGCCUUGGUGUAGAGCGCUUCCUCGCGUGGCUUGCUAACAGGUUCACCGUCCGAGAGUGUUCCCUCUAUCCCCGCUGGCCGGGCCGUGCAACACCCUAAUACUACGCAAUUGUUCGAGGACCCAGAAGCGGAUAGAGGAAGUAGAAACAGACCGUAGUAUUGUAUGUAUUUGCACCGAACUGCUGUU
Messenger RNA from Fomitopsis serialis, 1857 nucleotides. Its product is annotated as asparaginyl-tRNA synthetase. The record is from RefSeq and is a predicted model, not a curated record. NCBI's taxonomy places the organism in Eukaryota, Fungi, Basidiomycota, Agaricomycetes, Polyporales, Fomitopsidaceae. Gene Ontology annotation, cellular component: cytoplasm. Gene Ontology annotation, molecular function: ATP binding; asparagine-tRNA ligase activity; nucleic acid binding. Bases 60 to 1769 code for a protein of 569 amino acids. The transcript has 7 exons. Gene Ontology annotation, biological process: asparaginyl-tRNA aminoacylation.